AAACCCACCAAAAAAACGUACUCCUGGCAAAAAAACAAAACCACAUCGUGCCUCCUAUUUGAUGCCGUGACUGUCUGCUGAUAAAGGAGCUGAAAAGUAUAUCCAAAUGCACUGGAAUACAGAAUAUAAUGAAACACAAAGGGUGGGAACAACACGAUAGGAGAGACAAAGAGAUCGUGAUUUACAAAGGUGGGUGUUGGGGGCAAUGGGGUUAAUGGGGGCAAACUGCCUGGAAAGCUUAGGCCAAAUUCUCCCUCAUCUUGCCAUCUUCACCAGAUCUCUUCUCCCUCAAAGAUCCUGGAGGCUACUUUCUUCAGCCCUCUGAUUGGCUUCUAACCCCCAGGAACGAAAUGUGGUACCUGCCCCAAAGAGUUAUUUAGGGUAUUCGUGGGUCAUGGGUGGGGUAAAGCGAUUCUCUCACUUUGAUAUUUAGCCCAAGAACAUUCUCCAGGGAGGAAAGACUACAAAUACUACCACCAUUGCCACCCCCAAUUCAAAUACCAUCAAAAUAGCUGGGGGGCAUUGUGUGGCAUGAUUUCAUGCCUUAAAUUCAAGGAAGGAAAAGAUUUUGGAGGAACUCAUACUGAGUAGAUAAAAAAAGAAGUAGGGGAGAAAGGAAAACCUCUUUGAUUUUGAUGCAGUCUAAUGCUGGUUGUCUUCUAACUCUGUUAGAAGAAACAACUUUUUUUAGAGAGAGGGACCCAGUGGCACAGCCACCCCAAGGCACUGGGUAUUUGCCCUGAGGAGAACUUGAGACUUUUCUACAAAACUCACAUCACUCACAGAACUCCUCCCCCUAUUCCUGAAGAUAAAUAGAUGCUAGAGUAUGACUCUGCAUUGGGCUACUGUUUGGGGAUGGGGGAACCCAACUCCUAUUUACCCAUAUACACCCAUCCUUCUCCAGCCCUAAUACCUGCAGGCUUCAGCUUUCCACAUGUACUGCUUCAGAAGGCUUCCUAAACAAAUGAUAGCUAUUACAAAGCCAGCCAAGGGUUAGAGACAAAAUCAUCCCGAUUUCCCGUCUAUAUAUAUGGAGAAAGCCAGACUAACCUCUGAGAUGAGUGGGGUUUCUUUACUUAAGAGUGAUGUUAGAUUCAACUGCAGGUUCUACUCCUCUUCCUGCCUAGGAUUAUUUCCUUUCUAGGGACCUCCUGCUCAAGCAGAAGAUUGGAGAAGACCUAGUGGUUCUCCUUGCUGUAAUGAUCCCUAGACAACUACCUAUUUUCUGGAAUUGGGAAUAUGACCAGCAUAAGAAUUUAUGGCUCUAGACCCAUCAGGGACAGACUAUUUUAGUGAAGGAUUUAGUGAUGAUUUAUACUGUAAUCUGUAUGUAUGGUUUUCCAGCAGAGAGGAGAUAGAAGGAGCCUGCCUGCUCUUGGAAAAAGUUAAAGAAAGUUAAGAGUAGAAGGGGCCUAAGACAUCAUGUCAUCUAAUCCCAUCAUUUUAUAGCCAAAGAACUUGAAACCUGGAGAGGGACAAUUAAAUAGCAAAGCUGGGACUUGCUACUUCAUUGUGCUGAUUCCUAAGUCCACUGCUCUUUCCACUACCUCUCACUGAGCUAGCCUUACUGAGGAAGGCUAUCCUGUCUCUCCAGAACAGUUCAACAGCCUUUAUUCCCUCCCCAGCCCCUUUGAGAUAAUGGACAGUGGCCAUCUGGGUCAUUCUAGAUCAUGAAUCUGACACAGGAAUAAGGAUCUGUGGAGGUAUCUCACCUGGAGCUGGGGAAGGCCCCUGCAGGUUCCCAAGCCAUGCUCCCUCCUUGACCUAUGUGGCCAGUAAGUGGGUGGAGAGCAGAUUGUGAUGUGUGCGGAACAUGGGAACAGGGGAUUCUGUAACCAGGAGGAGGAAGAAGGAACAACAGCUACUGGAGACAAAAAGAGCAGUCCACCCCUCUUCCUUCCUCUCCCCCUCCAAGUUCCUAAUAGAGAACAGAGCCCUGUGACCCCAGCUGGGGUAAAAAUACAGGCAAGCAUUUGGGGGCCAGCUUCAUUUUGGCGCCGCAGGCCCCAGCGGCUAAGGGCGUCAGCCUCCCUGGACGUCAAAGGCAGCUUCGGUGAACGCAGCCCUCCACCUGUCAAUACUACUCCUACCAGGGGGCGAUGGGAUGUCAGCCAGAUCCCGAAAAAACCACCAUCAUCCCAUCAGACCCACCACACUGUCAUGGAAGAGUAUGGCUAUGAAAUAGGCAGGGUGAUUGGUAAUGGCUCUUACGGCACAGUCUAUGAGGCCUAUUACAUUAAGCGAAGAGUCCAUGUUGCUGUCAAGGUCAUCUCCAAAAAGAAAGCCUCUGAGGACUAUCUUACCAAGUUCCUGCCCCGAGAGAUCCAGGUAAUGAAACUCUUGCGGCACAAGUACCUAAUCAACUUCUACCAGGCCAUUGAGACCACAUCUCGUGUGUAUAUGAUCCUAGAGCUGGCUCAGGGGGGUGAUGUUCUUGAUUGGAUCCAGCGCUUCGGGGCCUGCUCUGAGCACCUUGCCGGCAAGUGGUUCUCCCAACUCACCUUGGGCAUCGCUUAUCUGCAUAGCAAGGGCAUCGUGCACCGCCCCCGCCUGACCCCCAGGCCUUCUGCUGCCGGUAGGGACCUAAAGUUGGAGAACAUGUUGCUGGAUAAGCGGGAAAAUGUGAAGAUCUCUGACUUCGGCUUUUCCAAGAUGGUGUCAACUGACAUCCAGAGCCAGGAGAGACCUUCCCAACACCUCACAGCCUGCUUUUCCCAACUCAGCCGGACCUACUGCGGUAGUUUUGCCUAUGCCUGCCCAGAGAUCUUGCUGGGGUUGCCCUACAACCCUUUCCUCUCCGACAUCUGGAGCAUGGGCGUCAUUCUCUACACCCUGGUUGUUGCCCGUCUGCCCUUCGAUGACACCAACCUAAAAAGGCUGCUUCGAGAGACCCAGAGGGAGGUCACCUUCCCAACUAACCGCCUUAUCUCGCAGGAGUGCAAGGUGCUGGCCCCCCCGGGAGGGCUGGGGCCCAUGGGCAGAUCCACAGAAGAACCUGAUUCACACGAUGCUGCGCCAGGCUAUCAAUCGUGCUACCAUCCUGGACAUCGUCAAGAACCCCUGGGUGCUCAAGUUCCAGCCAGCUCGGCCCCACCAUGAAAUACAGUUACUAGAGGUCCUGUGUCUACCACAAAAUUCCAGCACUACCAAUAUUGCAAGUUGAGCAGGACUGAGGAAGAAGUCAGGAAGAGGGGGUUAAGGCAGGAAGUUGGGGAGGGGGCCAGGACUCUUCCCUCUAUCCACUUCUUUUUUUUAUACAAGAAAUCUAAUUCCCAUUUAAUUUUAUCAGCGGGGUGGGGAAAAGAAAUGAUUUCCCCAAGGAAAGCUUAAAAGGAGUCACUUCUAGGCUGUUAUAGAGGUUGGCCUCCAUCUGUAGUCUGCAAAGGUAUUUUAAACUUAAAUAUUGGACUGUGCUUUCUUUAAAGACAUAUGCAUAUGGGUUGGGGGGAGAAAUGGGAAAGAAGUAUCUUGGCUCUGCAUAUCUCCUCCUUCAAACUUUAAAAGGUGCUGACAACCUCCUAGGUGUACCCUUCUUAUCAUUAAGGUCUUUUUGUAUUAUCAAAAAUGGAAAAAGGGAGCCAAACUGUGGGCUUGUCUUAGG
Phascolarctos cinereus (koala) is the source of this 3601-nucleotide messenger RNA. It is a transcript of the gene TSSK4, whose product is annotated as testis specific serine kinase 4. The record is from RefSeq and is a predicted model, not a curated record. NCBI's taxonomy places the organism in Eukaryota, Metazoa, Chordata, Mammalia, Diprotodontia, Phascolarctidae. Gene Ontology annotation, molecular function: ATP binding; tau-protein kinase activity. Gene Ontology annotation, cellular component: cytoplasm. Gene Ontology annotation, biological process: microtubule cytoskeleton organization; protein phosphorylation; intracellular signal transduction.